Molecule: messenger RNA, 2305 nt
Organism: Pantherophis guttatus
Lineage: Eukaryota; Metazoa; Chordata; Lepidosauria; Squamata; Colubridae
Gene: SNAI1
Product: snail family transcriptional repressor 1
Biological process (GO): regulation of DNA-templated transcription
Molecular function (GO): RNA polymerase II cis-regulatory region sequence-specific DNA binding; DNA-binding transcription factor activity, RNA polymerase II-specific
Source: RefSeq, a predicted model, not a curated record
CUUACAUCGCAUCGGGCUGGCGAGCGACGGAGGGGAGGAUCCGGCUUUAUUGGAGAAAAGGCGAAAAGGCGGCGAGCGGCGCGAACUGCAGUGGGGUCUUUUCCGCAGUUCGCCUUCGCCUCGGAGCCGCAAAGAUGCCCCGUUCCUUCCUCGUCAAGAAACACUUUUCGGCCAGCAAGAAGCCCAAUUACAGCGAAUUGGAAAGCCAGACGGUGAUCGUCUCCCCGUUUUUGUACGACAAAUAUCCCUUGUCUGUCAUCCCUCAACCAGAUCUCUUGAGUGCUGGUUCUUACUAUCCUCCGCUAGUCUGGGACACAGGGCUGUUCUCUAACUUCUUCAACUCGGAAUCGGAGUACAAGAAAAGUGCAGCUUCUCCACCCAGCCCCGAUGCCAAACCCCUGGACCUGACCUCCUUGUCGAGUGAAGAGGAAGAUGGCAAGACCAGCUCUGACCCGCCCAGCCCAGCCUCCUCUGCCACCGAAGCCGAGAAAUUCCACUGCAGCCAGUGCAGCAAAUCCUACUCAACUUUUGCUGGCCUUUCCAAGCACAGACAGUUGCAUUGUGAUUCCCAGACCAGGAAAUCUUUCAGCUGCAAAUAUUGCGAAAAGGAAUAUGUGAGCUUGGGGGCUCUCAAGAUGCACAUCCGAAGCCAUACCUUGCCCUGUGUGUGUAAGAUCUGCGGCAAAGCAUUCUCAAGGCCAUGGCUCCUGCAGGGCCACAUCAGAACGCACACUGGGGAAAAGCCAUUUUCCUGCACACACUGUAGCCGGGCCUUUGCUGACCGCUCCAAUCUCCGUGCUCACCUGCAGACCCAUUCAGAUGUUAAGAAGUAUCAGUGUAAAACUUGCUCCCGGACUUUCUCUCGCAUGUCACUUCUCCACAAACAUGAAGAAACAGGCUGCAUUGGAACCCGUUGAAUCCCAUGGACUCCUCCGUGCAAAGCCAUAUAUUGUAACUAGUGUCCCUAGGAAAAUAGUUCUGAGCUGCCACAAACAGCUUAUAUUGAAAUCUGGUUGUUUCCAGCUGCUUCAGGCCUUAAAGCAUCAUACACAAUGCUUCUUUCACUCUUUGUCUUCAAGAGAAUUUUUCAAACCUGAUUUGCCUUUGUAUUCCAUUCCCUGGCCCUCGUGGUGGCAAAAUGCUUCUUGAUUCAAGCCCAUGCAUGAUCAUUGCUUCAUCGGAAAUGAUGGGUUGCCAAACAACAUGGGAUGAUAUUUUAAAACGAGGUUCUAAAACCUGGUGCUAUCCAAAUGGGUUGGAUAUAUGUCCCCAGAAUUUUUAGAAAUACGGAAUUUUUUAUCAGGGAAUUCAGUAUGUUAGAGCCCACACUCUGCAGGGUACCAAUACGGGAACAGCUUCUCCAAAAACUGACAUAUAGCUAAAAACAUCUUGUUGAGCUGCUCAACUGGGAUCAGAUAUAUCCUUCGGGAACUUGUAGGCAGAUUAUAAGGAUAACGAUUACCUCUUUUUCCUGCCCCCUGCAUCUGGUACUCAAAAAGUUUACUGCCACUAAUCAUGCCCGCUUUCAUAUCUAACACCCGCUGAGUCCUCUCCCCUCAGAAUUGUUUCCAGCUUCUUCAAAGCCAUCUGAGUUAAUAGCAUUCACUAACAUUUUACAAAUGGGAAAAAUAUUCCGAAUCUCGUGCCUACCUUGCCUGAAAGACCAGUCUUUCGUUUUGAUCCUUUAAAAAAAGAUGACUAGAAUAAUAGAUUCACAGUAAUUCAUGACCCUGAAUUGAUAUGCCUCUAAACAAAGGGCAGAAAGCCAAGUGUUAACGCCUCCCCACCAUCUCAAACUCUCCUUAGUGCAGCUAUGCAGGGAUACAGUAUUUCAUUAGUUCUGGGUCAGCAGAGGGAUAAUUCGCAAUGCUUCAAAGACUUAUGUCUGCAGAAGGCACUGGGUAGCCAUUCAAAGCAAGGCUCCUGUUUACACGAGCAGCUAUGCACUCAAGCACCUGUUAAUAUGACUUCUUUUAACAACUGCUUUUUUUCAAAAGAACUGUGACUAAUAGCAGGCACUUGUCAGGCGGUUCAAUAGCCGCCUGGGCAGGGAAGGCUGCCCCAUUGACAGGUGUGUGCCAAAAGAGCUACUUAAGGUUAUUGACAGGUGCCUCCUGAAUGCAUUUCUAUUGUACAUUGUUUCCACAUCAACAACAACAAAAAACAAAAGGGUAUGUUUACAUUUCAAAGGUACACUGGUAUUUAUAUAUUUUUGUGCCACAAUUUUAUACUGAAUUAAAAAAAAUACUUUUUAUAUAUAAUUAUAUACAAUUUAUUGAUAUUCAAUAAAAAGGGUAAUUUAUAA